AUGAACCAAGCAUGGGUUCGAUCAGCCACACGCAGGCCCGCCAAAGUGGUCAUUCAUAUCGACAUUUGGGAGGCCAUCUUCGAUCAACUCGCUAUCUUGGAGCAUCACAGGACGUUGACCACCUUGUGGACUUCCUCACCGAGUACCGAGAGCCCACAAACUACGCAACCUUACAUCAACUACCUCCGCCAUCUCGGAUUCCUUAACCUCCUCUCCGUCAAGAACUUCAUAAACUUUCUGCACCCUCACUUCAUGACCGCCGCUCUCCAACAGACGAACCACCAGAACCUCAACUCCACAAACGACCAGGACAUUAUCGUAGCAGACCAAAUCACAGCCAAAACACCUAUCGUAAAGAGGAGGACCCUACUUGGACGCUUCGCGCCCUCGUACCUCAUCACCGACCCGGCGACGGAGAACAUCAAGAAUAUGCUGAGGUUCGUCGUCGUGUACUCGAGAGAACAGAACUACCGCGGGGAGAUCUGGACGGGCAACGGCUACGAGUUUGACGAGGAGCGGAUGCUUGUCCAACUCUGGGAUGACAUCAGAGGCUCUGCGGAAGCGCUGCAGCUGUUGAGGGGCUCCGGGCCGUAUCCUCCGUUCCUGGGGUUGAUGGAAAACACGGGCGCGCGCAUUGCCUCGUGUGACUGA
This is a messenger RNA of Colletotrichum graminicola M1.001, 651 nucleotides long. RefSeq lists its product as uncharacterized. The record is from RefSeq and is a predicted model, not a curated record. The coding region runs from base 1 to 651 and encodes 216 amino acids. NCBI's taxonomy places the organism in Eukaryota, Fungi, Ascomycota, Sordariomycetes, Glomerellales, Glomerellaceae. The transcript has 3 exons.